Mytilus californianus (California mussel) is the source of this 1963-nucleotide messenger RNA. RefSeq lists its product as uncharacterized. The record is from RefSeq and is a predicted model, not a curated record. Bases 1188 to 1841 code for a protein of 217 amino acids. The transcript has a single exon. Lineage: Eukaryota; Metazoa; Mollusca; Bivalvia; Mytilida; Mytilidae.
CCCAUUAGGAAAUCAAUUAGUGAAAACGUGGGGAUAUUACAUGAACGGUCCAUUAAUCCACCGGCCUUCGCUGUAUAUAGAUGGCUAAUCAAAGUUUGUUACAUUCCCGUUAUAUGGUUUAUAUAGCCAUUAAAUCUAUAUGCAAAUUGAAAUUAUUUAAAAACAAACAAACAGCGUCAUUCACAAUGUUUGUAAAUCUUCGGGUGGAUGCCGGUUGAUAAAUGAUCGUCUAAAGUGAAAUAUAGCAACUCUUAUGAUGGGCUUUAAGUGGAAAUAAGCCAUUUCAGUAAUUUAUAACAACUAAUUGAAUUGGACUUUAAAAGCACUCCAUUUAUGAUUCAAAACUUUAUUUUUGACGUUAAUAAAAGAGUGGACAAGAUCCUUUUAGUCUAUACAUGCAGGGAUUUUUCAAGGCUAGCAAUAAAAAUAUUCGGGAUUAUAAACAUAAUAUGCACUCGAGGUUCCACGAACUCUCCAGCUUGUUCUUAAGUUAAAGUGGGAUGUACAACCGCACGGAUUAAAUGAUGUCAAACCAUCAAAAGUUGUUGAUAGAGAUCUUGAGAAAAUUAAUAUGUUUGAACGAAGUGAAAUUUCAAAGAACAAUAUAUGUAUAAAUACACAGAAAAACCGGAGUCACAACAAUACAUAUUAAUUGGAAUACAGCGCAUUGCUAUGAUACGAAUUCAGUUAUAGGCUAAUAUGCAAAGUCAAUCAUUAUCAGACUGACAAGGGAUUAAUUUCAUUUGACAAAGCAACAAUUAAUAUGAUUUUGGAAGAUAACAGUAUUUCUGUAAAGAAUAUAAGUAAAAAAAUAUCAGUAAAAUCAGAAAAGUGAUAAAGAUUUUAAUUAUUUGACGGUGAAUGGAGAAAAUUUAGGAUCGGUAAUACGGUACACACUUGUAAUUGUUUCCCUAGACAAUAUAUACCAUUCAAGUGAUUUAAUUAAAAAUAUCGUCACGUCAUCUUCCAGAUUUCAUUAAAUGUAUUAUCAGCAACUUAUUAUUUAUAAACUAGAAUACAAUUGGGCAACAGUUGAAUAGUUACUGAACAUAAAUUAUUGCACCUGAAAUAUCCUUCGCAACGGAAACGUACUUUCGGUCUAGGCAUUUCCUAGGAGCGGACAGAUUGUGGUUCAAUGUGAAUUAUUAAAACAUUUUUAUAUCGGCAUUUUGGAAUGGAAAAUUGAAAUGGAAAACAUGACGUUAAUUUCGGAAGAUUGGGUGUUGGACAGAAUUACAAGUUCUAAAAUCGCAGCACCUCCUGUGAAUAAUGCCUGUUUACCAGACAUUUAUAAUAAACUGGAUGCGGAUACUAUAGAGAAAACACGUGUCAUUAAUAAACUUUUGGAACAAAGAUUGAAAUUGCAAGAAAAAAUAAUAAAUAAAUAUCAAGUCCGCGCAACAGUUGUUCAUAAGAAUGAGAAAGCACGCGUUCGCAAGGAUUUGAAAAAGAUACGUAAUCACCUACCAAAUAUGGACGAUAUGGUAUUUAUGGAUACGCAGAUGCAGCUUAAGACGCUAAGAAAAAAACAUCAUCAUGUUCACACCCCGACCGGGUACACGACCACACCCAUGGAGAUGAAAGGGCUAGCUUCAGAAAAAGACGAUAAUCCGUUCUGUUCCCGAUUUUAUAUUCAUCAUAUGCCUGUUAAAUCCCGCACUAAACCCGUUAGAAUGGCGAGAUAUAUUCCCGGAAGGUCAAAAGACAGAUCCCGUGGUUUAGAAUUAUCACGGGUAAUGAGUGCCAGUGAAAACUGUUUAGUGUCAGGAAUGGCCAACUUAGAUCUUCUGGGCGGAAGUUUAAGUCGAACUGUUGAUGAUGAUGAUGCUAUGACGGUUUAAUUAGUUCGGUUUAUUUAAGUUUGGUGCUUUCACUUGGUGCAAUACACACACGUGCGACCAAAGAAAUUAUACUUUGUUGUAAAUAUUGAGGAUGGCUUUUUAUUCAUAAAUGAAAACAUUAA